AUGAAAGCCAAAUUAGAAGGGCUUACCAAAAACCGUUUAAAAAGAGGCAGCUUUGCACAUGAAGCCAAGAAGCUCAACAAAACCUUUGCAAAGCAUCUUGGACAACCCACUACUCCCUUCACUGUUCAAGAUCUACCAGAGCCAUGGAAACAUGACCAAUCCAACCUGACUAUACGUACCAAUGUUCCUGGUCUUUCCCCAGGUACUUCAGAUGAAAUGAUCAAGCUAUCCUUUACACAGGCCAUGAUCCAAGACACAUAUCCGUCAGAGACAUGGACACAUGUGUUCACAGACGGCUCAGCCUCAGCUGCAAUAAAAGGCGGAGGAGCUGGCAUCUUCAUACUGUAUACCUCGGGAAGAUCAGAGACAAAUAGUAUCCCAACCGGGAGGCACUGUACCAACUAUAGAGCAGAGGUUGAGGCCAUCAAACAAGCUAUUAAACUCAUUGAGGAGUCUCCAGAGAGCUGCCCCAACGUGAUUAUCUUCACGGAUGCUCUGUCAGUACUCCAAGCACUGGAAAAUUCCAAACAAACAUCCAUCUCCAGGGUACUGUUCAGUCUAUGCAAAACAAGAGCUGUGUCCUUACAAUGGAUACCUGCACACUGUGGUGUACCUGGAAAUGAGAAUGCAGACAGAUUAGUCAAGCUUGGAGCUGAGAUAACCAGCCACAAAAUGCCAUUACUCACGAGGAGAAGGUGA
Messenger RNA from Mercenaria mercenaria, 699 nucleotides. Its product is annotated as ribonuclease H-like. The transcript has a single exon. The record is from RefSeq and is a predicted model, not a curated record. Gene Ontology annotation, molecular function: RNA-DNA hybrid ribonuclease activity; nucleic acid binding. Bases 1 to 699 code for a protein of 232 amino acids. Gene Ontology annotation, biological process: DNA replication, removal of RNA primer. Lineage: Eukaryota; Metazoa; Mollusca; Bivalvia; Venerida; Veneridae.